AUGUCUGAGCUGGGAGGCCUGGGCGGCAGCCCUAGAGCGGGACACAGCCUCACUCAGGUCUCUGUAGCACACAACGUGUUUUUAACCUCAGGUGUUUGUUUCAGGAUGUACACAGAAGAGGAAGCUAGGAAAUUAGGAGUGGUUGGCUGGGUUAAAAAUACCAGUCAAGGAACUGUAACGGGCCAAGUUCAGGGCCCAGAAGACAAAGUAAAUGCAAUGAAAUCCUGGCUGAGUAAAGUUGGAAGCCCAAGUUCUCGCAUAGAUCGAACAAAUUUUUCAAAUGAAAAGGAAAUUCCCAAGCUUGACUUCUCAGGAUUUAGCACUAGAUACUAA
Molecule: messenger RNA, 333 nt
Organism: Chaetura pelagica (chimney swift)
Lineage: Eukaryota; Metazoa; Chordata; Aves; Apodiformes; Apodidae
Gene: ACYP2
Product: acylphosphatase 2, muscle type
Exons: 4
Coding region: 1-333 (110 amino acids)
Molecular function (GO): acylphosphatase activity
Source: RefSeq, a predicted model, not a curated record